Messenger RNA from Didymodactylos carnosus, 552 nucleotides. NCBI's taxonomy places the organism in Eukaryota, Metazoa, Rotifera, Eurotatoria, Philodinida, Philodinidae. The record is from the annotation of a GenBank genome assembly.
AUGAGAGAAAAAUGUUUGCCAUCUGAUCAUCCACAUAUUGCUGAUAGUCUGAAUAAUAUUGGCAAUAUUUAUGACAGCAAAGGCGAGUAUGAUCGUGCUUUGGACUAUUAUUCAAAAUGUCUCAAGAUGAGAGAAAAAUGUUUGCCAUCUGAUCAUCCACAUAUUGCUAAUAGUCUGAGUAAUAUUGGCAAUAUUUAUGACACAAAAGGCGAGUAUGAUCGUGCUUUGGACUAUUAUUCAAAAUGUCUCAAGGUUCAAGAAAAAUGUUUGCCAUCUGAUCAUCCAGAUAUUGCUGAUAGUCUGAAUAAUAUUGGCAAUGUUUAUAACAGCAUGGGCGAGUAUGAUCGUGCUUUGGACUAUUAUUCAAAAUGUCUGAAGAUGAGAGAAAAAUGUUUGCCAUCUGAUCAUCCAGAUGUUGCUAAUAGCCUCCUUGGUAUAGGCAAUAUUUAUAACAGUAAAACCGAGUAUGAUCAUGCUUUGGACUAUUAUUCAAAAUGUCUCAAGAUGCGAGAAAAAUGUUUGCCACCUGAUCAUCCAGAUAUUGCUGAAUAA